Ochlerotatus camptorhynchus is the source of this 1242-nucleotide messenger RNA. Its product is annotated as dynein regulatory complex protein 9-like. Bases 1 to 1242 code for a protein of 413 amino acids. The record is from RefSeq and is a predicted model, not a curated record. The transcript has 5 exons. Lineage: Eukaryota; Metazoa; Arthropoda; Insecta; Diptera; Culicidae.
AUGGCAGACGCAACUGAAGAAAUCUUCGCCGGCGAUUCCGAGGAGGACAUCGAAACGGUCAGGAAAAAGAUCGAGAAGAUUCGCCUGGAGAUCAUGGCGUACGGUGAGGGGGAGCACGAUUCGUACGAUCCGGAAAGUCUGCAGAAGGUGGAGUUUAAAAUCCAGAUCAACCGGGUUACGUUGAUCCUGCAGGAAAUGUCCGAAACGUUGGAGGUGCUCUUCAGCUUACCGUUGAUUUGUCGAAAUCAGGAACUCAUGGCGGAGCACUUUAAUGCCGAGGAACAGGACGUGCUACGGGUGCUGUGCAAGUAUAUGCGAUCUAAGGAUGAUGGAGGUGGUCCAGUUCCGGAAGUGGUCAACAUGGCCGAUUUCCAAUUUCCUUCGACAAAGUUCAUUGAGCUUGUGGACAUGAUCUCGAACAAGGAUCUUCACAAGGCUAUUGUGAAUCAAGUGAAGAAUCUACCAGGUGUCUACAGGAAAUUUCUGUCCAACAUUCGUGAAUUCCGCAAGUUCACGAUCAGCAAAAUGAACAUGACCGCCCAGAAGGAUCUGGCUAAGGAGAAGAUCCUGCACCGAAUGUGGCAAUCAAAUGAACGGAACAUGAAGAAAAUUGCCAAAAUCGAGCAGGUUUUGGACGAAAAACAGGCUGCCUUCCGCAGGGAAAUCGAAGAAAAGACAGCCAUCAUCGAAAAGUUUCGAGCUGACAUCAAACGGUUGGAGGAGCAGAGCAAGAAGCAAAUUACUGCGUUUAUUGACGGAUCGGAUCGGGAGAUGUUUCGUUAUUUUGAACUUAGCGAUCGAAGGUACGAGCAGCUACAUGAGGAAGCCAACCGUCUGAUAAAAGAGUAUCAGAAAACGCUGAAGGAAGAUCUUCGGGUGGAGAAGGAGAAUCGAUUGAAGAAGGCAACCCUGACUCAACAGUUACAGGUGUGGCUCAACAAGUACGACAAGGAUGCUGGAGCGAGGACCAAGGAACUGAAUGCUCUGUCGUAUACCCUAAGAACUCGCCAGGAGGAAUUCGAUAAGUGGAAGGGAACCAUGUUCGACCCACAGGAGAAGAAAUAUUUUGACGCUAUUGAAGAACGACGACUGGACGAACUGCACGCACACCAGGAGUCGGUUCACCUUUUCAUGAUGAACCGGGCGGCUAAAGUGCUGCAGCGCGCCUGGCGUUCGGUGGCCGAACGAAAGCGCAAAAUGCGGGGCCGUCGUGGUGGACGGCGCGGGAAGGGCAAAAAGUAA